UAAAAGGAGAAGAAAAAAAGGGGGGGAGGAAUAAAAAGAACGACAGGAAAAGCAGCAGCAGUAAGGAAGAGAAAAAAGAAGGAGGAAAAGGAGAAGAAGAAAGAAGAAGAGGAGGAGGAGGCCUUGGCUUGGAGCAACCACCAUUAAGGGAGGAAGGAGCCACCGCAGAAUAUCAAGAGGAGGAGGCAAAAUAAGACAUUAUUUUCAUUUAUAUAGAUAUUCUUUCCCCUCAGCCCAGGAAGGGCUGCUUUUGCCUCCUUGCAAAAGGUUUGACACCCUUUUUUGGAGAAAGAAAGAGAGAAGGAGAAGGAAGGCCGGGUGUGUGUGUGUUCCUUGCAAGGAGGAGGAAGGAAGGAAGGAAGAGGAAAAGAAAAAAGAGAGAGAAGGGGAGAAUAAUAUACAUUUUUAAAAGCAGCAAGCCCAGCAGAGAAGAGACACAGACAGUUCUAGAUCCUCUCCCUCCAGGAUUUGGGAAGGGUUUUUAUGACCAUUAUUUUCAUUUUCUCCUCCUCCUCCACUUCCACCACCUUCUUUCUGUUUUGGAGCCUUGGCUGCCUUGGAUCCGAAGGAGGAUUUAAAUAUAGAAAGGAAGAGGAAAGAGACGCCUUUUGAAUGUAAUUCCCCCCACCUUCUUCUCCCUUUCCUCCUCCUCCUUUCUACCAUCGAAGCUGGAGGUAUUUCGGGUGGAAACGGCACCCUAAUUUUGCCUUUUGACUGCAGGAUUUUGGGGGGGAAGGAGAAAAGGAGACCCCAGAAGAAGGAGCAAAAGAAGAAGAGGGAGGCUGGGUGUCAACCCUCUGCAUUGCAAGAAGAAAAAGGAAAAGGAGGAAAAAGAGGAGGAGGCCCAGCUUGAGCAAAGUCAUCCUUUCCCCCCUCCUUCAACCCCACCAUCUUCUUCUGUGAGUAAAAAAGAAAAGACCUAUAAAGAAAUAGGGGGGGAAGGAGUAAAAGGCUUCCUCUCCCCCCCAUAGAAACUUCUUGCUUCCUGCUCCUCCUCUUGGUGGGUCUCCCAUCUCUUUCUCCUUCCCAGGCUUCCCCUCCUUAGCCUCCCCUUUCCCCUUCCCCUUUUCCCCAACCAAAAGUGAAAAAUGGGCUGCUUAGGGAACAGCAAGACUGAGGAUCAGCGCAAUGAGGAGAAGGCGCAGAGGGAGGCCAACAAGAAAAUCGAGAAGCAGCUGCAGAAGGACAAGCAAGUCUAUAGGGCCACCCAUAGGCUCCUAUUGCUGGGUGCUGGUGAAUCUGGUAAAAGCACAAUUGUCAAACAAAUGCGAAUCUUGCAUGUGAAUGGAUUUAAUGCAGAGGAGAAAAAAAUGAAAAUUCAGGAUAUUAAAAACAAUAUUAAGGAAGCUAUAGAGACGAUAGUCACAGCAAUGGGAAACCUGGCACCUCCAGUUGAGCUAGCCAAUCCAGAGAAUCAGUUCCGAAUCGAUUAUAUAUUAAACUUAGCAAGCCAGAUAGAUUUCGACUUCCCACCAGAGUUCUAUGAACAUACAAAAACACUUUGGCAAGAUGAAGGUGUAAAAGCUUGCUAUGAGCGAUCUAAUGAGUAUCAGUUGAUUGAUUGUGCACAGUAUUUUCUAGACAAAAUUGACAUAGUCAAGCAAAAUGAAUACACACCUUCUGACCAGGACCUUCUCAGAUGCAGAGUUCUGACAUCAGGAAUAUUUGAAACCAAGUUUCAGGUGGACAAAGUCAAUUUCCAUAUGUUUGAUGUUGGUGGGCAAAGAGAUGAACGCCGAAAAUGGAUCCAGUGUUUUAAUGAUGUGACUGCUAUUAUAUUUGUGGUGGCCAGCAGUAGCUACAACAUGGUUAUACGAGAGGACAAUCAGACCAACCGGCUUCAAGAAGCAUUAAACCUUUUCAAGAGUAUCUGGAACAACAGGUGGCUACGGACCAUUUCAGUAAUUCUUUUCCUAAACAAACAAGAUUUGCUAGCAGAGAAAGUUUUGGCAGGGAAAUCUAAAAUUGAAGACUACUUUCCAGAAUUUGCUCGCUAUACCACACCAGAAGAUGCAGCAACACCGGAACCUGGUGAGGAUCCUAGAGUUACAAGGGCCAAGUAUUUUAUUAGAGAUGAAUUUCUUAGAAUCAGCACAGCAAGUGGAGAUGGAAGGCACUACUGCUAUCCUCACUUCACUUGUGCAGUGGAUACAGAAAACAUUCGGAGGGUUUUCAAUGACUGUCGGGACAUUAUUCAGCGGAUGCACCUUCGUCAGUAUGAGUUGUUGUGAUGGAGAGCAUUUCUCUGUUUUGGACUCCUUAUUCCUUAUUAAAAAGAAAAAAAAACCUGAUCCACAUAGAGUGGAAGAGAACUAUUGCAAUCUCCCUCUGAUUUGCAUCCCUCAACCUUUUCUCCUUGCUGGACAAAUAGCAGCACUUCUAAGCUUGCUUGUUUCACCCCCUUGGAACAGUUUAAGGUGGCCCAUGCAAUGUAAAGGGCCAUUUCUGCAAGCAGGGGGAGGGUGUCUCUUAACACUGUCAUUAACAAACAAACAAAAAUUAAUAACGCCCUGAAAAUGGAGCAUCUGAGAGGAUUUGGGAGUAAAAGUUAAAUAUUAAAAACCCAACAAAGAAAAUGGGAGAGACAAUGUUAGGUAAUUAGCACUGUUGUGGGCAUAAAUCAUAUAUCCCAUGAUUUCAACUUUUUAUCCAUUCACUGCAUCAGACUAAAGAAGGUGCCGAGUCACAGACCAAGUUGAAAGGACAGGCGCUUGAGUUUGGUUCUCUGCCUCUGAAUGUGACUUUUGAGUGGAAAUACUGACAAUUCUACAACAAACCUAGACAGUACAAAACCAACUGCUACCAACAAGGGUGUUGUUGAGCCUUGGCGGUCUUAAGAUGACCAGGGAUGUUGCGAAAUGAACUGCAUUAUGGCUUGUGAUUGCAGAAAGAGUUAACCACACACUGUUUUCAGUUUGUCCACUGAUUAUCCUGUCUCAUAUAUAUAUAUAUAUACACACACACACACAUACACGCAUAUAUAUAUAUAUAUAUAUAUAUUAUAUACACAUAUAUACAUAUAUGUAUGUAUGUGUAUGUAUGUGUGUAUGUAUAUAUAAUCAUUAUCUGGACUGUAGUCCUCACAAUCUUCCCUUCUUUCUCGUUUCUUUCCUCCCUCCUAUUCCCCCUUCCUACUCCCACACCUCUUUUCCCCCCAAUUUUUAUUUUACUGCUGGAUUAUUAUUCUUGUACAGACUGUAAAAUGUAUUAUUUUGUACAACUUUAUUGAAAAAAAAUAACUUGUAGAAGAUCUUUGUGCCUUGAUUAUGGCUGUACCUGUGCAAUGAGCUAAGAUGUAAGUAUGUUUGAUUGCGCUGUACAGCUUUGUCAACCCUAUCAGCAGCAUUCGCUCAGGGUAGGGAAAAUUUAUCUGUAGUUUAGGGUUUUUUCUGGUUUAUAAAAGGAGGAGGAAAAAUACUGUUUAGUAUAUUAAAAAAAAAAAGUACAAAUCGUGCAAACUUAACCACUUUAAAAGUGAGGUCUACAACAAGUGACCAGAUGUUGCAGCAUCAUGCUUUUUAAUUUUUAGCUUUAACUCAUUUAAAUCUCUAUCCAAAUGCAAAACAUGGCUUGUUUCUACAUAAACCAAAUUUUGCUACAAAUUAUACAUGUUAGUCUUUGUCAUUCAUAGUCUUUUUUUGUGUGCAAAAAGACAAAAACAGAACAAAGUAAGCAAAUAUCCAGGCAUUGCACAGGCCUCAUUGGCCAUCUUCAUGCUGGGUCAGAUACCUUUCCACUCUAUGAUAUUUCUAUAAUGGGCAUAAGACUCCCAUAGUGACAGCAUAUACCUUGCCUCUGAAUUUGGCCACUGAAUUUCAGUUUCAGAUGACAUUUUAUUUCUCUUUCAAUAAAGAGAUACCUUAAAACUUUAUUUUAUAUUAACUAUAUAAGUAGCUUAAAGUGAAGAUGUGUGGAUUUUUUCUUAAACUUGAAUAAUUUAUGCAAAUUAUAUGCUUAGAACAACAUGUGGUACAGUAAAACAAAAGAGAGCAAAAAUCACUGUAGCAAUAACAGCAUGUAAUUUUAGUAACUACUACACUGCUUUAUAUUUUAUACUUAGGUGUUUUAUGUCUUUGUGAACAUAUUACUUUCUCAUGUGUCUAAACAUUAAUGUACAAAUUUGUAGAGUCUAAAAUUACAGCUAUAAUAACACAUCUAGAACAGUGUUAGCCUAUAUUACUCGAGCCACCACUUUGCCACAUCCUGAAAAAAUGAGGGCUGGGUGGGCUUUUACUAUAACAAUUAUUUUUAAAUUGCUUUUGACAUAUUAGUAUCCCCCCAUACACACACACACACACACACACACACACAGAGCAUCUUCUAAGUUUCUCUCUUAGAGAAAGUUCCCAUUAUAGAAGCAAUGUUGCCUCCAAGAAUUUCUACAGAUAUAUUUUAAGACCUACAUGCAUUGAGGAUCAUAGGAAAGGCAGAUAAUUUUUGAAUUAAAGCUCUAGUAAGAAAAUUAAUUCCCCUGUCUGCUUCAACACAGUUAUUACACUUGAAUGAAGUGGUGGUGGUGCAUCUUUCCCUGCUAGAAUAUAAACAAUUGCAUUGUCUUUCACAGAGCACACAUUUCAGCCCUGUUGCUACAUGUAACUGUUCAUGAGGCUUUCUUUUUGGUUUUCAAUUGCUGCAGUUUCCAGAGUCGGUGAGAGCCAAGCCAUGUGAAAUUUUAAAACCCAACUUGCCUGAUCAGGUGUGGAAGCUGCAUCAAGUGAGGGAGCUUUGACCAUGUGUGCAGUUACCUCACACUAUCAUAAAUAGCUUCUUUGGAUUGCAGCCUACGCCUGAAGUUAAGCCAAUGUAAAUUGCCAAACUACCCAUUUUAAAAUGUUUAAAGAGGAACUGCCUUGUGAGCAUUUGGAAUCAGUAGCAAUGUCUGACCCAGAAAUACACCUUUGCCAGUAUAAGAUUUUAGCUAGUGCCUAUUGUUGGGGAUUCAGAGGUAAAGUCAGAAUUUCUGAGGUAUACACACACAAUAGUAUAAAACAUGAGCCUUAAUUGUUGUUACAAAAGCCAAAAUCAUUUUGAGUUUAGUGCCAAAUUUAUUUUAUUAUCUCUUAAAGCCUGGGAUGGGUGGAAGGUGGGAGAAGAUGACAGAAGAACCAAACCAGAAAACAAACUAUUGGCAAGGAAUGUAAUAUGUGAUUUGAGGGAAAGGAGAAAUUAUCACCUAUAUAACAGAGACAUCUUCCUUUGGUGAAAAGAUUAAGCAAGCAUAUGUAACAAAAGUGUGUGUGUGACUGUGUGUGUGUGCAAUGCAUGCGCACAUAGCACCCCAUUAAAAUUCACUCUCUAUAAAGCUUUAUCUGAAUGGAAAUGUUUGAGAUGUUUGUCAAAGUUGAUGGGAGGAGGCAGUAUUUUUAAACUAAUUUGGGCUGCAUAUGUAUGGGGAGAGACUGAAAGAGAGAAGUGUGUGUGUAUGUGUGUUGUUUUAAUAUUGCCUUUGUUAGUCUGUCUCUUACGUUUGUGCAGUUUAGUGGCCUGAUAAACACAAGUCUUAUUUUUAACAGCUUUUCUCUUUGUUUUGUUUUUAUUUUUAAUACAAAAAAAAUCCAUAAA
Sceloporus undulatus (fence lizard) is the source of this 5562-nucleotide messenger RNA. RefSeq names its product GNAS complex locus (gene GNAS). The transcript is spliced from 13 exons. Gene Ontology annotation, cellular component: heterotrimeric G-protein complex. The coding region runs from base 1089 to 2231 and encodes 380 amino acids. Gene Ontology annotation, molecular function: D1 dopamine receptor binding; insulin-like growth factor receptor binding; corticotropin-releasing hormone receptor 1 binding. The record is from RefSeq and is a predicted model, not a curated record. Gene Ontology annotation, biological process: sensory perception of chemical stimulus; adenylate cyclase-activating dopamine receptor signaling pathway. NCBI's taxonomy places the organism in Eukaryota, Metazoa, Chordata, Lepidosauria, Squamata, Phrynosomatidae.